This is a messenger RNA of Equus quagga, 2191 nucleotides long. RefSeq names its product interleukin 22 receptor subunit alpha 2 (gene IL22RA2). The transcript is spliced from 5 exons. Gene Ontology annotation, molecular function: interleukin-22 receptor activity; protein binding. The record is from RefSeq and is a predicted model, not a curated record. NCBI's taxonomy places the organism in Eukaryota, Metazoa, Chordata, Mammalia, Perissodactyla, Equidae. Bases 1 to 696 code for a protein of 231 amino acids.
AUGAUGCCUCCACACGCCUUCCUAGGCUUCCUCAUCGGUCUCUCCCUGACUCGUGCGGCAGAAACUCAGCCAGACCACGCGUCUCUGAAGCCGCAGAGAGUACAUUUCCAGUCCCGAAAUUUUCACAACGUUUUGCACUGGCGCCCUGGGAAGGCUUCCACCGGCAACAGCAGCCUCUAUUUUGUGCAGUAUAAAAUGUACGGACAGAGACAAUGGACAAACAAGGAGACUUGCUGGGGUAUUCAAGAGUUCUUUUGUGACCUUACCAACGAAACGUCAGCGAUCCAGGAGCCUUAUUACGGGAGGGUGAAGACGGCCUCGGCCGGGAUCCACUCUGGCUGGACCAUGACGCAGCGGUUCAUCCCCUGGUGGGAAACGAAAAUAGAUCCUCCAGUUAUGAACAUAACCCAAGUAAAUGGCUCUUUGUUGGUGAUUCUCCAUGCUCCAAAUUUACCACAUAGAGACCAAAAAGGAAACAAUGUAUCAAUGGAUAAUUACUACCAGCUAGUAUACCGAGUCUUCAUAAUUAGCAAUUCACUAGAAAAGGAGCAAAAGGUGUAUGAAGGAGCUCACAGGGUCAUUGAGGUUGAAGCUCUCGCACCGCACGCUGUUUACUGCGUGGUGGCUGAAAUCUACCUGCCCGAGUUAGACAGGAGGAGUCAGAGGAGUGAGGAGAGAUGUGUAGCCAUUCCCUGAAGCAGUGUGGAGGGCUCGCCGUGUGGACGUCGCAGCUCUCUGCGCACCGAAUGGCUGGUGCUCACAGGAUCUCCUUGAAGAUGGUUCUCCAUUUUCUUAAAGAAGUGCUCACCAUGACACUUUGGGGCUCUUUGCUCAUCCUUUCUUCCUUCCUUUAGAUGCUAUUUGUGAACUAAAUUUAAGCAACACCCCCAAAAUACAUUAGAAUUUAAAGAAGAGUCAGACAAUAAAGGGCUCUGUGAAAUACGGAACUUUAUUUCUGAGCGUAACACCCCUAACAACAAUCUCCAUUCUGCUAAGACAGCUAAAUAAAAAUCGGAGAGCCAAGGAGUAACAGGCGUUUAACAAAAUGUCGUUGAAAUCACCUUUUAAAAUAGCAUUCCAGACAAGCAACCCUUUUUCACUCUCUACUGAGACAGUUAACUUGACAUAGAUAUGCCAACUUUUACAUGAAUGGAAUUUUUACAUGAAUGAAUAUUUUCCCAUACAUUUCUAUUUUAUACAAAUAUACUUUUUCAUACAUUUAUUUUCUAUUGUAAAGUAUUUGUACUUAAAGAACCAAUAUUUUCUUUCAAAUUCUAGUCUGUGUCAAUAAGACUAGUUUUUUUAAAAAACUUCUCAUGAUCUCUGGAUUCAUCUCUAGGUUCAGAUUAUCAACAGUAACAUCUAAAUUCCACAGGAUGCCCACUCAAUGCAGUUUCCCUCUUUUAACACAUAUUCAAAUUAAGGUUCUCACUUCUGUUUUUGUAUUUGCUUUGUUUUGUUUUUUAGUAUUGCCUUAGAAGAAUUUAUCCUUAUUCUCAAAAUCAGGUGUGGUGUUUUUUAGCAACAAAGUAAAAAAGAAAACUUAACUCCAAUUUAUACCGCACUCAACCCUCCUGGCAAAGGGUCUUUCAUGGGUGGUCCCUGCCUGGUCUCCAUAUAAGAGGGUCUUACGAAUGACAGUUUGACUGGGGACGUGGGGGAUGGCUGGGGGCCAGGCAGAGAAGCUGGCCUGAAGCUGAGAGCACGUAGUGGGUGGUGGGUUCAUUCGGAGGAGGGUCUGGGGCUGGCAGAGAUCCCAGGGGCAGCUGGAGCCCACCAACCACCUCCUGGCAGCUUCACCGUCCCCCAGAGGGAAGGUCUGUGGCCUACGCUCGUGUGGGCAACAGAAACCUGCCGUCUUCACUCCGGGCUUGGUCUCAUACAUGUGACAAAUAUCCAAAAUGUGAUAAAAAAUAUAGUAAGUGCCUCUGUUUAUAUACAAUUACACACAAUAAUAAACAGAUUAAAAAUUAUUCCAAAACGCACAGAGGGAGAGAGUAAGAGAGAGAGCAGAAGGUAGACAACUGGUUUCAUCACUUUCCAACAUGGCCAGAAAAGAUGAGUCCUUGUCGUGCCCCCAGGCCUGUGUGAUCCGUUCCCUGGCCUCACUUCCAGCAGGUCUCUGCUGGAAGGUUGUUUUAUCCUGAGGUUUCCCUCCCCAUUCCAUUUAAACUUGCAAACUACCCCUGCA